This is a messenger RNA of Emiliania huxleyi CCMP1516, 669 nucleotides long. RefSeq lists its product as hypothetical. Bases 1 to 669 code for a protein of 222 amino acids. The record is from RefSeq and is a predicted model, not a curated record. The transcript has 5 exons. Lineage: Eukaryota; Haptophyta; Isochrysidales; Noelaerhabdaceae.
AUGCAGGCCAGGGCCGUGCAGCAGAUCCCGUACCCCGGAAAAAGUUCGAACCUUGCUGCGAUGCACUUUGUCCUCUCCGCUGUCUCCGCGGCCUUCCUGCGGCCCUUAGCCCCCUCGCCGUCCAGCGCUUAUUCAGUGGGAGAUAGCAUGGAUGUCUGGAACUGGCGCGAUGGAACUGGCAAAGGGACCUCGUUUGAGAGGCUGGUGGCAGAGGCCAAGCGUGCGCACGAGAGUCGGCAACAGGUGGAGGUGCACGUCGGGGCCGACUCGGCAGUCGACAGGGACCGGGUCACCUUCGCCGUCGUGGUCUGCGUCGUCUCCGUCGGCCACGCCGGACGUUACUUUUACGCGCGGCGCGAGGAGUCGCUGCAGACAGUUCCGGUGCUGCAGACCCGGCUAUUGCGCGAGGGCGUCGACGUCGUGCGCGUGCACAUCGACUCGAACACGGCGCCGGGCUGCGAGUCGUCGCAGCACACAAAGAUGCUGACGGGGUACGUGUCUGCGAUGGGGUUCCGGCACCUCGUCAAGCCGGAGGCGUGGGCGACCUUCGUGGCGGACCGCCACUCGCGCACCAACCGGCACACGCCUCGCCCGCUGCCGGUGCCGAGGAGCGAGCGGGGACGCGCCAAGAAAGGGCGGCGCGACCGUCCGGCCGCGAGGGCGAGGUGA